GGCGAUGCACGAAGGAGAGGACAGCGUACGCACCGAGCAGCAGUGAUGAUGAGGAUCCGUCAAAGGAGAUCGGAGUCACUUACAAAUCGACAAGGUCGGCGAAACCUGUUGGCCCCGAAGACAUGGGAGCCACAGCAGUGUAUGAACUGGACACGGAGAAGGAGAAAGAUGCCCAGGCCAUCUUUGAGCGCAGCCAGAAGAUCCAGGAGGAGCUAAGAGGAAAGGAAGAUGAUAAAAUUUACCGUGGUAUUAACAACUACCAGAAGUACGUGAAGCCCAAGGACACGUCGAUGGGAAAUGCCUCUUCAGGAAUGGUCAGAAAAGGACCCAUCCGUGCUCCGGAGCACUUGCGGGCCACGGUGCGCUGGGACUACCAGCCCGACAUCUGCAAGGACUACAAAGAAACCGGGUUCUGCGGCUUUGGAGACAGCUGCAAAUUCCUCCAUGACCGCUCGGACUACAAACACGGCUGGCAGAUCGAACGGGAGCUGGAUGAAGGCCGGUACGGAGUCAAUGAUGAGGAAAACUAUGAAGUGAGCAGUGAUGAGGAGGAUAUGCCUUUCAAAUGCUUCAUCUGCAGAAGUUCCUUCAAGAACCCCGUGGUCACCAAGUGUAGGCACUACUUCUGCGAGAGCUGUGCCCUCCAACACUAUCGCAAGUCCCAGCGCUGCUACGUCUGUGACAAGCAAACCAACGGAGUCUUCAACCCUGCAAAAGAGCUCAUGGCAAAAUUGGAAAAACACAAAGGGGAGGAAGAGGAGGAAGAGCAGCAGCAUUCAGACCAGGGAGAGGAUCCGCAAUAGCAGAGCACCCUGUUUUGUAUCUAGCUGAAUAAAGCUUUCAUGGGGGGGAAAAAAAAAAAGCUCGCAGCAGUUGCCUUGGGGCCAGCAGCUGUAGCCAGUGCUU
Molecule: messenger RNA, 906 nt
Organism: Leptosomus discolor (cuckoo roller)
Lineage: Eukaryota; Metazoa; Chordata; Aves; Leptosomiformes; Leptosomidae
Source: RefSeq, a predicted model, not a curated record